This is a messenger RNA of Dipodomys spectabilis (banner-tailed kangaroo rat), 1369 nucleotides long. RefSeq names its product HIG1 hypoxia inducible domain family member 1B (gene Higd1b). Gene Ontology annotation, cellular component: mitochondrion. Gene Ontology annotation, biological process: mitochondrial respirasome assembly. The transcript is spliced from 3 exons. The coding region runs from base 622 to 918 and encodes 98 amino acids. The record is from RefSeq and is a predicted model, not a curated record. NCBI's taxonomy places the organism in Eukaryota, Metazoa, Chordata, Mammalia, Rodentia, Heteromyidae.
UGGAGCAACAGGGGUUCUCAGUCCAGGGAUAAAGGUAGUGGGAACAGUUCAGGGACCAGAAUUGUUCACUUAGUAUUAAUGUGCAAAGUAUGCUAAAUUCUAUCGGAAUUUAAUGUCCCAACACAUCAAUCUGCCUCUGAUGGUUGGGUAAUUGGUGCUGUUAACUGGAUGGUUCUGGAUCCCUGCUACCAGAUUUUGCUCAGUAGAUCCCUCAGGAGCAACUGUCACAGACCCAAGACUAGAGGGGGCCUCUAAGAUUCAAAGACUGUUGCUUUCCAAUCACUGGAUUUUCCCAGCUGUUUUUCUUGGCAGAAGGAUCACACCCAUAGGGAUGCAGAGGACGGGGAAGCAGAAAUCAGUAAAAUAAAAAUGAACUGGGAAAGAGGCAGAUGUUAAGAAAGACAUGGAGAAAGUGGCUACGAGUGUCCCACACCCCUGAGACAGGCUACCUGAAGAAGCAAUUUUGCAAGUGGAGGCUGGGCUAGGCACAGAAGGAUACUAGCAGGUAACACCUUUUCACUCCAGGUGGAAGAGAACUAGGAAUUAUUACUCUGAGGUAUCUCCUUCUAGGACUUGGCUGAAGUCUAGGAGCUCCAGGGGCAAACGUCCAGGUCUAGGAUCAUGUCUAACAAAAGCUGGUGGGAGCCAUCUGACGGUGAGGACACAGUGUCUGAGAAGUUCCUAAGGAAGACCAGGGAGUCUCCUCUGGUGCCCAUAGGCUUAGGAGGUUUCCUGGUGGUGGCAGCAUAUGGGAUUUACCGGCUGAAGGCUCGAGGUUCUACCAAGAUGUCCAUACACCUGAUUCACACCAGAGUGGCAGCACAAGCCUGUGCUGUGGGUGCGAUCAUGCUGGGUGCUGUAUACACAAUGUACAGAGAUUUCAGCAAGAGGAUGGCACAGGACUCUGGAGAGAAGUAGGAAACCUGAGUGGGCAGAACAGCCCAUACCUUGCAUCAGUCUCUGAUGUACCUAAUAAAGUAGUAUUGUGGAAAGCCAACUGUUUUCUUCACCUGCAGAGAGUAGAGAAAGGGAAUGGUGGUGGUUGUAGGAGAACCCAGUGCAAAGGCGGGAAACCAAAGGGCUCUGACCCCAACUCAGCCAGGGAGACACACAGAAGUGGUAGUCUCCUGAGGAGGUAAGGAGGCCAGGAGGCUUUGGAUCACAGAAUCUCAACAACUCCCAUGCUACUUCAAGACCACAUAUGGAAGCAGCCUGGAGUGGAGUGGAAGAUUGGGGGCAGGGCCUUGAGGCUCACGGGAACACAGAACCAGAGGCAGGCGGCAGGCUUUCCUCCCACCACAGACUGCUUCCCUGGAGACUUAGGCAGGAAGGAGGUUACAGCUGGGAGCACAGGCCGGUGAUGCCUCAU